Exophiala mesophila is the source of this 1881-nucleotide messenger RNA. RefSeq lists its product as uncharacterized. The transcript is spliced from 2 exons. Gene Ontology annotation, molecular function: fatty-acyl-CoA binding. The record is from RefSeq and is a predicted model, not a curated record. Gene Ontology annotation, biological process: fatty acid metabolic process. The coding region runs from base 255 to 1355 and encodes 366 amino acids. NCBI's taxonomy places the organism in Eukaryota, Fungi, Ascomycota, Eurotiomycetes, Chaetothyriales, Herpotrichiellaceae.
CGACCACCAUAGUCAUCAUCACCAUCAGUAGAAUUCUGCUCGCUUCCCUCCUGAAUACGACGGCAUUUUCUCCCUCUCUCUUCUCCCCCUCCCUCAUCCAUAUUGUUUAAAGCCGCAAACAUGGUUCGCUAUCUCGUCAAUUUUGCAUAACCGGCAAGACCAGACAGCCAUUUAUGACACCCUGACUUCUGACAGCACCAAAGCCGCCUACCUCAUACUCGAACAUUAUCCAUCUUCCGACGCCUAAAGGCGUCAUGUUUGACUCUGUUGAUCGCGUCUUUACCCAUGCUUUAGCCACUGUUCGUCGCCUACCGCGGACCGGCUCUUCCAGGCCACCCCCUUCCGCCCGACUACGCCUCUAUGGCCUCUACAAACAGUCGAUGGAAGGCGAUGUCGAAGCCAUCUUGCCCAGACCAACUCUCCCCUCUGUCUCACCAGAUCCCAACCCCAGAUCGAGUAACAAUGUCCAUCGUUAUGCAUCUCGCGACCUACGAAUAAGAGAGGCCGAAGCCGAGAUAGAGAAGUGGGAUGCGUGGCAUGCAUGUGCAGGAAUGUCCAACACCGACGCAAAGAGGAAGUACAUCAGCACCCUCAUUGAGACGAUGAAGGAGUAUGCCAGUGGAACCCAAGAGUCACGGGAAUUGGUUUCUGAACUCGAGUUUGUUUGGAAUCAAAUCAGGAGUCAAAGCGGCAGCGACCCCGAUGAAGACGGAGACUCUCCUACGCGCCAGCUCGAACGUGCUGGUCUUCGACAGACCCAAAGCUUUGCCAGCAAUGCAACCGGACAGAUAUCCGCCGCUGCUCAGAGCAGUGGUCUUCUCAGCAGAACCCAUUCAGAUCCCAACCGGAUGAGAGUCUUGUCACCAGUCUCUCAACGGGACAGCGAUGAUGUCGUUGAGGCAGAAGAAGUUGAUCCCAAUGCCGAGGCUCUCAAUAUCCCCUUACCUUCCAGUUCCGGCACCACUUCCGAUCCCCACUGGAAGUCUCAGAUGGAGUCACAUCUACGACAGUUGUCUAUCGAAGUCGCCGCGCUUCGCGAAGAGCUGUCAGCAAAUCAUCUCUUGUCGUCCUCUUCACUAUCUCCAUCCCUCACCUCUCGCCGAAGGCGCCUACUCUAUCGAAUAACAUCGUGGAUAAGGUGGUUGACGUGGAUUUUUCUGCGGCAAGCGCUCCUCAACGUUAUAUUCAUCAUCAUCUUCAUACUCUGGGCAAGAUGGAAAGGCCAGAGAGACCGAAAGGUUGAACAUUGGGCCAAACGAAGAUAUAACGAGGUCAUAAUUGUGUUAGGGGGCAUCGGCAAUUGGUUAAGAGAAUCCGUGGCGGUGAUAAACUUUCGUGCUGUACCAAGGGGCUGAAUGAGGCCUUGCCGCUCCUUUACAGCCCAUGUACAGCAGCGCGAACUAUCUAUCUGAUGCUGCUACAUCCGGCAGAUCGUGGACAACCGACCAAGAUGACCGAAGAUGCUUGGUCGAUCUCAGUCGUCGGCGACAAAUGAGUUGAGGGAAGCAUCAAUCCAAGUCCAAUAUCAUGUGCGCAUGGCAUGGGCUUUUGUGCCACAUACACACAUGGCUUGGCAAAUCAAAUGAUUACGCAGAUAUGCAAACAGCCAGGCUGCACUCCAGCCGACAGUGACGAGGCACUGUACUGCUGUGAUUUGUACUCGGACGAAGAAGUCAAGUCAGGAUUGACUCUACAAUGGGAUGUCAGCAGAUCCGGAACCAAUUUUUUGGUCAUAUUGUGAUGGAAAUGUCUCGGCAUCGAAUCUAUGUUGAAUAAUUGAUAAACCAGGCUAUCAGGGGAUGUAUGUACUGUACGAAGAAGCACGAGUAAAAACUACGGUGACGAAGAGAAUGACUAUCAUGUUGCCCAAAGUCUUCAUCU